CCUCGCCAUUUUGCAAUGUGAGAGACAGAGGCCACUUUUUACUGCUAAAGGAUAAAGCAUAGGUUUUUUAAAUGUUUUGAGGCCAAAGAUCACUCAGAAUUGCCGGAUCAGCAUGGAGGACAGCAGUGGUGUUGCCAUCUUGCUCCCCCUCUCUAGAGGCCAACAGGAGACUGUCUUCAUCCCUGAAAGGGUGGAAACGCCCCCUGGUACCCUGAUGGAGCCUAGGGAUGAUGACCAGAGGCAGCAGCAGGCCGCAGACUCCCUCAUCGAGGUGAUUGAGAAGCUCAGCAAGAUCGUGGAGAAGCGCCCACGUCGAUGUACCCUGGCUGGGAAGAAGAGAGCCCUCAUGUCCUGUGCCUCCAUCAGAGUCCCAGAGAUCAGGGAGGGCAGUGGUGGGUCCUCCCCCUGCAAGAGAGUCCGGGAGUUGGAGGAAGAAGUGAAAGAGGAGGAGAUCAAGCCAGACAACAGUGCCCCUGCUGGCAGCAGUAGGACCAUCACCUGUUACCAGUGCAGCCUGUGUCGGUUCCUGUCCCCGACCUUGAGCCUGCUGAAGGAGCACCUGCGGCAGCACGAUGAGCAGCACAGUGACCUCAUCCUCAUGUGUUCUGAGUGUCGCUUCACCUCCAGCCACCAGGAGGAGCUAGAGGCCCAUGUCAGGCUCCACUUUGACGGCAGCAACUCUAACAAGAACCCUGUGUCCAGCCAGCAGGCCAGCGAGGGGAAUGAGGACUUAGGGUUAGGGAUGGGGGGUAGUGUGGAGGAGGCUGUGUUCAAAACUGCCAUGGACUGUGCUGAGGAGAUCUCUGCUAAGAAGAAGUGGUACAGCUAUGAGGAGUCUGGGAUGUACCGCUGCCUGAUCUGCAGCUAUGUGUGUGGACAGCAGCGAAUGCUAAAGACUCAUGCAUGGAAGCACGCAGGUCUGGUAGACUGCUCUUACCCGAUCUUUGAGGACGAGGCGGUGGCACCUUCUAGACAAGAAGCACCAGCACCUCCUGUAGUUCCUCCUGCAGAGGAAGCCAUAGUGGUCCUCACCCCGGUUCCAGAGAACUCCCAGAACCUCAACAAGAUGUCCACCUUCCAGAUCGACCUCUGUGCCCCUGUGGCGGAGUGUAGGAAUGAGGCCAGGACAGAACCAAUCACAGAGGAGAGCCCAGUGGAGAGGCUAUCUAAAGACUCAGAGCCAAUGUUGGAGGUACAGGUGACCACAGAGACGGAGGUGGAACUUGUGCAGGACUGUCAUCAAAUUACAAGCACAACAGACAGCCUCCUGUCAUCAGCCCAGAAGAUCAUCAGCUGCAGUCCCAACAGUGCCGGCCAUGUCAACGUCAUAGUGGAGCGACUGCCGUGCGCAGAGGAACCCGUGGCCACCCAGCCCCUCCUCACCAGCCCAGAGGUGGGCAGAGACGAGAGCCUGCUGGCUGCAGAGGAGGCGGGCCAUGUGGAGAACGAGCCAAUGUUUGCUUACAAGGACGAGCAGCAGGAGGUGGUGAUUGGCUGGAGCAACAGCGAGAGGCAGCAGACCACCACGGACCCUCCACGUGAUGAGAAUGCUCCCCCAGCCCGCAGGAGGACCCACUCUGAGUCUCUGAGGCUGCACUCCCUGGCUGCUGAAGCCCUGGUGGCCAUGCCCAUGAGGACCGCGGAGCACAUCAGGAGCAUCGUGGGCCAAUGCUCCCAGAGCCCUGACACGGGCCAGAGGCUCCUGGAGAUGGCCACGGCUGCAGCAGUUGCAGCCGACAGAGCCCCUGCAGCGGUAGAGGAGCUGGCAGGCGUGGGGUCAGCCCUGAUAGACCUGGAGCUGCAGGGGUCCAGAGAGGACGGGCUGGCCGAGGGCCCCACCAAGGCUGGCAUCAGCCUGUCCCUGCUGACGGUCAUAGAGAGGCUGAAGGAGCGCUCGGACCAGAACGCCUCAGACGAGGACAUCCUGAAGGAGCUACAGGACAACGCCCAGAGCCAGCACGCUGGGGAGGUCAGCGACUGUGGAGGGGGGGACCCGGGUAACACUGGUGGGGGCCUGGUGGACUACAUCCCUGGCAGCGAGAGGCCCUACCGCUGUCGCCUUUGUCGCUACAGCAGUGGUAACAAGGGCUACAUCAAGCAGCACCUGCGAGUACACCGCCAGAGACAGCCCUACCAGUGUCCCAUCUGUGAACACAUCGCCCUGGACAGCAAAGAUCUAGAGGGCCACAUGAUCAACCACUGCAAGACCAGGGUGUACCACUGCAAGCAGUGUACUGAGGCCUUCUAUUACAAAAGUCAGCUGAGGAACCACGUUAGAGACCAGCACGGUUUGGGCGACACCAACGCAACACUAACCCCUGUCACUGAAACCACGGCAACCAUGGAGGAAUCUGAAAAGAUGACAAAUGACGAUUCCGUCAGAUCGCAGAAGGUGUACAGAUGUGACGUGUGUGAUUACAGCAGCUCCACGUAUGUUGGAGUUCGGAACCACCGGAGGAUCCAUAACUCUGACAAGCCUUACAGGUGCUGCAGCUGUGACUUUGCUACGACCAACAUGAACAGCCUGAAGAGCCACAUGAGGAGACAUCCCCAGGAGCACCAGGCUGUCCAGCUUCUGGAGCAGUACAGGUGUUCACUGUGUGGCUAUGUGUGCAGUCACCCUCCGUCCCUCAAGUCUCACAUGUGGAAGCACGCUGGCGAUCAGAACUACAACUACGAGCAGGUGAACAAGGCCAUCAACGAGGCCAUCUCCCAGAGCGUCCGUUCCCCCAGUGCCCCGCAGAAGGUUUCAGCAGUGGCAGAGCAGUCUGGUGUGGUGCAGGGUGGGAAGAAGGAGAGGGUUUUUGUGGACCCAGCCCCCCUAGCAGAGGUUCCUGUGGACAGUGUGGUUGGCGGUGGCUUAGGGCCAACAACGGAGCUCAUCCAGUGGUCCUCCAGAGAGCAGGCCCCACAGAGCGACACCCCCCAGCACAGCCCCCAAGGGAAGGAGGGGGUCCAGUCCCGGGCCGGCAUGGAGUAUUGUGUGCUGCUGUUCUGCUGCUGUAUCUGUGGCUUUGAGUCUACCAGCAAGGAGAGACUGAUGGAGCACAUGAAGGAACAUGAGGGAGACAUCAUCAGCAUCAUCCUGAACAAGGAGCAGCAGGGAGCAGCCCAACCAGCAGAGGGCAGCACAGCACAGUGAGACAGCAUUUACCCCCCACCUACCCCUCCCCUUACCCCAACAAAGAACCAGGAACCUAUCCACUCACUUACACUGAGUCUGGUUUUAAAAGGGAAGUACUAUACCGCACAUCUUGUUUUCUGGUUCUUAGUUUUAUGUACUUAACAGAAGGUUACAAAAAGUGUAUCAGUUGGAGCUCAGACAUACAGAAAAUUGGAAAACUCCAAUUUCAAGGCGUUGCAGUAAAAUGUUCAACCUGAACAAGUUCAGACACAUUUAAUACCUCAGAAAACAGACAUUUCCAUAUUUUCAAAUGGAGCUCAGUCCAUUCUACUCAGCAAACAUAUAUUGACCACAUGGCAGCUUUUGUAUUAAAAUACUGUAAUAUAAUUUAAUAUAUUUAAUCCUUCACAUUUAUAGUGUAUCUGGGGCACCUGCACUAGGCUAUACAGAGAUACCAUCUGCUUGCAUGUUGUGUUCAUCAUAGCUAUAUUCAAAAUGGGUUAAUACAAGCUGGUCUCAGAGCAUUUCGUAUUAUUCUGUACAUAAAUCUGAGACGAUCGAUAUUUUGCAAAUUUGUAACGGCUAAUGUUAGCCACCUUGCUAGAAUUCGUAACAUUGCGUACGUUUAGCAAAUUCAUAACAUGUUGUGCAUUUUGCAAAUUCGUAACCUUGAAUACAAAUUAUAGUUCUUAACAUAUUAUUACGAAGUGUGACUGUGUGACUUCCACAAAUGAUGUGUGACUUCCACAAAUGAAUACAUACCAUACGAAAUGUAACAUAUCAUACCAAUUUGAGUGUCCUGGAUUUACGUUUACGAUGUUACGUCUAGUCUAUGAGACCAGGCUGGUUAAUACUAUGUAUCAAUGUAGGCCUAUGCGUGUUGGUUUCCGUUAUGUCGAAGCAAAGGAAAAUACUUAUUUUUAUUUAAUUCACCGUUUGAUUCUAUUUUGACCUAUUGGACCUCUGGUACGUUAUGGUAAUGAUGGGUCACUUGAGAUUGGUUUCCUAAAGCUGUAGGAUAGAUAGGCUGGUAACAAGUUGUUUUACCAACAUUCACCACGGCGUCAAGGCUUCUUGAGGCAGAACUAGGUUAGGGAGGAAUUUAAGGUAUGAUCCGUCAAUUAUGGUGCAUAUUAGUGGUCAUAUUAGACCCAGGUGUUAUGGUCAUAUUAGACCCAGGUGUUAUUGUCAUAUUAGACCCAGGUGUUAUGGUGGAGAGAUGGUAAAUGGACAAUCAUGGAACUUUGAUUGCAGCCAACACCCAACUGUGUUUAGCUUAGGCUGCUUGUAGUUUCUUUAGUGAACGUAUUACUAUUCUGAUUACGAUAAUCAUUUCUAGAUUAAUGUUUUAGCAAAAUAAUUGCAUAGUUGAUCACUUGAAUAUGUUAAGCAGUUUCCAAAGUUUCUCCAUAUAGGCCUAGCACUUGUAGAUAAUGGAUGGCUGGAGUGAUUGACAUCCUAGCACAGAGCGGUGUGCUAGUAUACUAAACCUAUUCACGAACCUGCUAUUCCUAUCUCUGUGUGCUGUAUUGACCAAUAGCGGAGGGUGAUACAGUGGGGCAAAAAAGUAUUUUGUCAGCCACCAAUGGUGCAAGUUCUCCCACUUAAAAAGAUGAGAGGCCUGUAAUUUUCAUCAUAGGUACACUUCAACUAUGACAGACAAAAUGAGAAAAAUAAUCCAGAAAAUCACAUUGUAGGAUUUUUAAUGAAUUUAUUUGCAAAUUAUGGUGGAAAAUGAGUAUUUGGUCACCUACAAACAAGCAAGAUUUCUGGCUCUCACAGACCUGUAACUUCUUCUUUAAGAGGCUCCUCUGUCCUCCACUCGUUAUCUGUAUUAAUGGCACCUGUUUGAACUUGUUAUCAGUAUAAAAUACACCUGUCCACAACCUCAAACAGUCACACUCCAAACUCCACUAUGGCCAAGACCAAAGAGCUGUCAAAGGACACCAGAAACAAAAUUGUAGACCUGCACCAGGCUGGGAAGACUGAAUCUGCAAUAGGUAAGCAGCUUGGUUUGAAGAAAUCAACUGUGGGUGCAAUUAUUAGGAAAUGGAAGACAUACAAGACCACUGAUAAUCUCCCUCGAUCUGGGGCUCCACGCAAGAUCUCACCCCGUGGGGUCAAAAUGGUCACAAGAACGGUGAGCAAAAAUCCUAGAACCACACAGGGGGACCUAGUGAAUGACCUGCAGAGAGCUGGGACCAAAGUAACAAAGCCUACCAUCAGCAAGGGCAUUGAAGAUGAAACGUGGCUGGGUCUUUCAGCAUGGCAAUGAUCCCAAACACACCGCCUGGGCAACGAAGGAGUGGCUUCGUAAGAAGCAUUUCAAGGUCCUGGAGUGACCUAGCCAGUCUCCAGAUCUCAACCCCAUAGACCGUGUUGCCCAGCAACAGCCCCAAAACAUCACUGCUCUAGAGGAGAUCUGCAUGGAGGAAUGGGCCAAAAUACCAGCAACAGUGUGUGAAAACCUUGUGAAGACUUACAGAAAACAUUUGACCUCUGUCAUUGCCAACAAAGGGUAUAUAACAAAGUAUUGAGAAACUUUUGUUAUUGACCAAAUACUUAUUUUCCACCAUAAUUUGCAAAUAAAUUCAUAAAAAAUCCUACAAUGUGAUUUUCUGGAUUAUUUUUUUUCAAGUGAUGGGCCUAUGUGACUGUAGACUGACAUUGAAUAGGUGUUUUCCGUUUGACUACCUCUGCUAAAGUAUUUCCAAACUUCACUCACCGUUCCAUUUAUUUUCACACUAAACAUGCUUGGUAUGCAGAGUGGUGACUUGGAAAUCAUUUCCAUGCCCUUACUGUUUUUAUGUAGACAGAUAGGUGUAGGAAAUUAUGAUCAAAUUAAAUAUCCAUAAUUCAUGGGAUUUCUGGAUUGCGUUUGUGUAGCUCAGUGUAUCAAAUAAAUGAAAUCAUUAUCUUCUGCACGCUGAAUUUCUCAUUAUAAUGGCAGAUUAUUCUCACGUUAAUUUACAAUUCAAAGUACUAAUGUCAGGAAGACCGUGACGGUCUGCAUUUAAACCGCAUUUAACCCCCCCCCCCCCCCCCCCAUUUACAUAGUUUGCAUUUUAAUGAGUGGUUCAGUGAAUUAAAGCAAAAGACAAGCAAGCAGAACCUCAUGCUGAUCAUAGGCCACUUUCUGCUACGUAUAAUCUAUCAGGGUUUUAUGACAGCAGCUUCAUAUGAUUCUAUUAGUUGACUUACUGUCGUGCAGUUUCUUACUGUAUCUUUCUGAGGGCCUAAUGAUCUUCUUACCGAUGCAGACCAUGAGACAGUGGGGGAAGGGAAGUGACUAUGGGCCUAAGUGAAUUGAUUGGUGGUUUUGGGUCAGAUGUGCAAAUAGUUUUGGAUAGAUCUGACAUUGUAUUUCUUAUGGGAAAGCUUCAGGUUAUUUUAAUGUUAAUUUUACCCGUGCAGAGUUGGCAAAAUGUCAUUUGUGAAGCCAGUUUAAUCUUUCAGGAGGGCUUAUCUUUUGUUUGUUUUGUUCACUAUUUACGUUGUCACAUGUAGGAACUUGAAGCCUUAGAUCCAGGACUAAAUCUGUUCAUUUUAUGAGCGUUGAGUGUGGAAAGACACAUUGGCGUUGCGGUUGUUAACACUCAAACUGGUGCGCCUGGCACCUACUACCAGACGCCCUUCAUAGGCACUUCAAUAUUUUGUGUUGCCCAAUCACCCUCUGAAUGGCACACACACAAUCCAUGACUAAAUUGUGCUAAUACAUUUGUUCGGUAGUUUAUGUCCAGUCUGCUGGCGAAAUUGCAUACUCAAUUAGAUAUACUACUAUGCUUAUUAAUCUCUUAUACUACUUGUUAUUUGUCUAUUUGAUUUGGAAAUGUUAGAUUUCAGAUGGUGAUGCAUCCAUGUGAGUCUACCCCUCUGGCUUUCAUUUCAGAAAUUAGGCAAUGAACUGACAUGAGAACCUGGAUGGGAGGGAAAAGUUCUUAUAGGGUCUGUGACAUCUGAUGUGGAUGACUUUGACAUGUUCUUUGUUUGACUUAACCAACCCUUAUCCCCAGGUCCCUUCUCAUUCAACUACAUGGUGCCAUGUGAUGGGUAACCGUCAAUAGAUUGUGCAUUUUCAAAGACAUUUUAAUGUGCUAUUUUUGCUCAUCCUGUCAACGUUUGUGCCUUUUUUUGAUUCGAGUCUCUGAGAGUCUCUCGUAGUCAUUAGCUAGCUAUUUGUUAUAGGCUAUGUCUGCCCGUGGGUGCUGUUGUGCGCCCAUCUGUUCAGAAUGAUAAUCCAAGGAGGUCAUGGGUGUUAUUCAGUCAAAGCUGAAUAGCCUCUGUAACGCCACCCCUUGCUCUGUGAUGUAUCCCACACACUGGUUGGAGCAACGUUGUCUCCACAUUUCAAUAAAAUUACAUUGAACCAAUGUGGGAUAGAUGUUGAAUUGACGUCAGUGCCCAGUGGAAUGGAUCUGUACAUAAUUAGUUGAAAUACUGUAGUAUUGCGAACUGACAUUUUUUUAAUAAUCAAUUUUUUAAAUAUAUUGUAAAGAAAAAACACUAAGUCCAUGUUUUUUUGUUGUUGAAAUAAAUACAUUUGCUAAAAUGUUGGAAAAUGGGUGUGCUUUUUAAUUGGCUAUAAUGUAUUUGCGGGGAGUGAUAUUUUAAUUUAUUUUUUAUACUGAGCUGCAUGCAUUUCAAGCCAAAGGAGAGAAGGUGAUAUCUCUCACUUUUACACUGUUAACGCUGUUCAGUGCUUAACUUGUUUCCAAGUUGUGUGUGUAUUUGCUCCGUAGGCCACAGCGAUGCUUGCUAUCUAUUUAUUUUGUGCAUCAUAGACAGUAUUAUGUCAUAACUUUGCCAAUGUAUUUUUGUAAUAAAUACUUUGUGGAUGAA
Messenger RNA from Salvelinus fontinalis (brook trout), 7963 nucleotides. RefSeq names its product zinc finger protein 507-like. The transcript has 7 exons. Bases 113 to 3142 code for a protein of 1009 amino acids. Lineage: Eukaryota; Metazoa; Chordata; Actinopteri; Salmoniformes; Salmonidae. Gene Ontology annotation, cellular component: nucleus. Gene Ontology annotation, biological process: regulation of gene expression. The record is from RefSeq and is a predicted model, not a curated record.